AUGAAAGAAAGAAGAAACAUAUUAAUUGGUGCAACAGGAAGUGUUGCAGCAAUUAAGGUUGGCGAAUUUGUAGAGAGAUUGAAAGAAAUUAACAUUGACAAUAUUGAAAUAGAGAUUAAAAUAGUUGCAACUGAAUCAGCAAAAAACUUUUUUAAUGAUUCGGUUACGGAUUUAAUGCUCAAGUGUGAAGACGAAUUCAGUAACUGGAGAGCUAUAGGAGAUGAUAUUCUUCAUAUAUCUCUCAGGCAAUGGGCUGACCUGUACAUUAUUCUUCCCCUAACAGCAAACACACUGGCUAAACUAUCAAAUGGACUUUGCGAUAACAUUUUGACUAAUAUUGCAAGAGCUUGGGAUUUCAACAAGCCUAUCAUAGUUUGUCCUGCAAUGAACAAUUUUAUGUGGGAACAUCCGAUUACUUUAAGACAAAUAGACACUCUAAAAUCUUUUGGUUAUAAAGUAAUAUUUCCAAUAGAGAAGAAAUUGGCAUGUGGCGAGUAUGGAAUGGGUGGAAUGCAAGAAAUUGAAAAGAUUAUUGAACAAGUUAUUCUUGAACUAAAUCUACCUUCAAAAGCUUAG
This is a messenger RNA of Cryptosporidium ubiquitum, 576 nucleotides long. Its product is annotated as flavoprotein. The record is from RefSeq and is a predicted model, not a curated record. Gene Ontology annotation, biological process: coenzyme A biosynthetic process. The transcript is spliced from 2 exons. Gene Ontology annotation, molecular function: FMN binding; phosphopantothenoylcysteine decarboxylase activity. The coding region runs from base 1 to 576 and encodes 191 amino acids. NCBI's taxonomy places the organism in Eukaryota, Apicomplexa, Conoidasida, Eucoccidiorida, Cryptosporidiidae. Gene Ontology annotation, cellular component: phosphopantothenoylcysteine decarboxylase complex.